AUGCCAAAUACCACCACCACAAACCCAUACCACCUCCCCCUCCUCCUCUGCAUAUUCAUCCUCGCUUUCUUCCCUUGCCUCAUCGGACCACUGAUCUACUCACCCCUCACCCUCCUCUCGUACACUUUAUCCCUGUUACCUUGGUCCACUUCCACCCCACCUUUGGCCUCCUUCUCACAGCAACCUCCCACAAUGUCGUUUUCGCAAAAACAGUUUACACUGCCUGCGAAGAGUAGAGGCAGUUAUCUCAUCACCGACACGGUGAUGGAAAAAGUACCAGAAAUCAAGGACUACAAAGUGGGGAUCUUGCAGCUGUUUGUGCAGCAUACGAGUUGUGCGUUGAGUUUGAAUGAGAAUUGGGAUGAGGAUGUGCGCCACGACAUGUCCGACGCCCUCGACCGCAUCGCCCCCGAAGACCGCAAGGGAAACCUGUACCGCCACUCUGCAGAAGGCCUUGACGAUAUGCCCGCACACAUAAAGUCUGCACUCAUUGGCGCUUCAGUCAGCAUUCCGAUUACAAAUGGAAGGCUCAACACAGGGACCUGGCAAGGUGUGUGGNNUUUUUUGGAGUUUAGGGCAAGUAAGCAUCAGAGGAAGGUUGUUGCUACUAUUAUGGGGAGAAGGCUUAGAUGA
This is a messenger RNA of Aureobasidium vineae, 633 nucleotides long. Lineage: Eukaryota; Fungi; Ascomycota; Dothideomycetes; Dothideales; Saccotheciaceae. The record is from the annotation of a GenBank genome assembly.